Closterium sp. Yama58-4 is the source of this 276-nucleotide messenger RNA. The record is from the annotation of a GenBank genome assembly. NCBI's taxonomy places the organism in Eukaryota, Viridiplantae, Streptophyta, Zygnematophyceae, Desmidiales, Closteriaceae.
AUGGAGAUUGUGACAUGGGAGGGACAGGAGGAGGAGGAGGAGGAGGAGGAGGAGGAGGAGGAGGAGGAGGAGGAGGAGGAGGAGGAGGAGGAGGAGGAGGAGGAGGAGGAGGAGGAGGAGGAGGGGGAGGAGGAGGAGGAGGAGGAGGAGGAGGAGGAGGAGGAGGAGGAGGAGGAGGAGGAGGAGGAGGAGGAGGAGAAAAGGGAGAUUGACCGUGCCAUGUCAAUCAGUUGUCAUGCCACACCAUGCUACGCCAUGCCCCAUAAAUCGCCAUGA